CCCCUUGGCUGCAAAUUUUUCCUUCCCGGCGUAGGGGGAAGAUGAGGAAAUCCUUGGCCGUUGGCUCCGGCGACGGCGUCGUUCCAGCCAGCGCGGGCAGACAGCGUUCCACCUCGUCGUGCCAGGGAGGCAGACAGACAGCGUUCCACGUCAUGCGCGUGGCGGUGUUGCAUGUGUGUUUUCCUGCUCGAAUCAUGAUGAUAAAAGGUUAUUACUGCAUUUUCGGCCAUCAUGGCCCGUGCCGCCCGGCUAACCGGCGUUGGCCGGCCGGCCCUAGUCAAAACAACCUCGGCUCUGUGGACUCCACGGGUCAACCUCUCGCCGUCGACCGUCGUCCUGCUGGAAGUGGAAGGUAAAAUUGCCUCACCGCCGCCGGGUUUCACCGGCAGAUGAGGGGCCACGGAAAAAAUAUCUGCCCUAUACUAGACAGACUUGUGUAGGGUAGUACUGCUAGUGCGCUGUGCUGAAAGAAAGACAAGCUCCAAAACGUGGGGGCACCGGAAUCCAAUUCCGCCGGACCGGACCCCAUCGAUCCACAUCCAGCCACCCAUCAUCACGAGACCGGAGAGACCUGGCACAGCCGGGACCCGAACCGCAGGCGCAUCCGCACGGUGUGCAGUGCAAUCCAUGGGGACUGGGGAGGGAACGCCGGUCGGACACCGGGUACGCCCGCCCCCACGCCUCUGGCCCUCUGCCCUCCAGCUCACUGCCAGUGCCACUGUCGUCCGCCCAUCACUCCACUCCCCAACACCACCUCGCAGUCGCAGCAGCAGCAGCAGCAGCAGCCGCCGCCUCAACACUGUGAUGUGAGCCGGCAGCUGUGCCACUGCCACCCUUCCCCCCCAGUCCCCCAGCCAUAAAAACUCCUGCGGAUCUCCUCGUCGCCGCCACCCACGGCCACGCCCCACCUCCACCUCACUCCUCUUCCGCCCUCCGCCCGCAUCCACAUUGCCCAGCAACGCCGCUCCGCCUCCGCCUCCGCUGACGAUGGAGAUGAACAAGACCCGGUGGUGUCGCGCCACCCUGCUGCUGCUCCUGUCGCUGGCUCUCCGCGGCGCGGCGUACCUGCAGGAGCGGAAGAACUACAUCGUGCACCUCCGGCCGCGGGAAGGCGCCGACGGCGGCUCCGUCGAGGAGUGGCACCGCUCGUUCCUGCCGCAGGCGGCGGCCCGGCUGGACUCCACGGCUGACGGCGGCGGCGACGACGGCCCGCGGAUCAUAUACUCCUACACCGACGUCUUCACCGGCUUCGCCGCGCGGCUCACGGACGAGGAGGCGGAGGCGCUGAGGGCCACGGACGGGUGCGCGCGGCUGUACCCGGAGGUGUUCCUUCCGCUCGCCACCACCCGCUCGCCGGGCUUCCUCGGCCUCCACCUCGGCAACGAGGGCUUCUGGAGCGGCUCCGGGUUCGGUCGCGGGGUGGUGAUUGGGAUCCUCGACACGGGGAUCCUGCCCAGCCACCCGUCCUUCGGCGACGACGGGCUCCAGCCGCCGCCCAAGGGGUGGAAGGGCACCUGCGAGUUCAAGAACAUCGCGGGGGGAGGAUGCAACAACAAGAUCAUCGGGGCGCGCGCGUUCGGGAGCGCCGCCGUGAACUCGACGGCGCCGCCCGUCGACGACGCCGGCCACGGCACGCAUACGGCCAGCACGGCCGCGGGGAACUUCGUCGAGAACGCCAACGUCAGGGGCAACGCGGACGGCACGGCGUCCGGGAUGGCGCCGCACGCGCACCUCUCCAUCUACAAGGUGUGCACGCGCAGCCGCUGCUCCAUCAUGGACAUCAUCGCCGGGCUGGACGCCGCCGUCAAGGACGGCGUCGACGUGCUGUCCUUCUCCAUCGGCGCCUACUCGGGCACGCAGUUCAACUACGACCCCAUCGCCAUCGCCGCCUUCAAGGCCAUGGAGCGCGGCAUCUUCGUCAGCUGCGCCGCGGGCAACGCCGGCCCGGACCCCGGAACGGUCGGCAACGGCGCGCCGUGGAUGCUCACCGUCGCCGCGGGCACCAUGGACCGCGCCAUACGGACCAAUGUCAAGCUCGGCAACGGCGAGGAGUUCCACGGCGAGUCCCUCUUCCAGCCGCGGAACAACUCCGCCGCGGACCCGCUCCCGCUCGUGUACCCCGGCGCGGACGGCUUCGACGCCAGCCGCGACUGCAGCGUGCUGCGCGGCGCCGAGGUGACCGGCAAGGUGGUGCUCUGCGAGAGCAGGGGACUGAGCGGCCGCAUCGAGGCGGGGCAGACCGUGGCGGCGUACGGCGGCGUGGGCAUGAUCGUCAUGAACAAGGCGGCGGAAGGGUACACCACCUUCGCCGACGCGCACGUCCUCCCGGCGUCGCACGUCAGCUACGAGGCCGGGGCCAAGAUCAUGGCCUACCUCAACUCCACGGCGAACGGGACGGCGAGCAUCGACUUCAAGGGGACGAUCAUCGGCUCGUACCCGUCGCCGGCGGUCACUUUCUUCUCGUCCCGUGGGCCGAGCAAGGCGAGCCCGGGGAUCCUGAAGCCGGACAUCACGGGCCCCGGCAUGAACAUCCUCGCGGCGUGGGCGCCGAGCGACUCGCACACGGAGUUCUCCGACGGCGGUGCCGACCUCUCCUUCUUCGUCGAGUCCGGUACAUCCAUGUCGACGCCGCACCUGAGCGGCAUCGCGGCGCUGCUCAAGAGCCUGCACCCAGACUGGACACCGGCCGCGAUCAAGUCGGCGAUCAUGACGACGUCCGACGCGGUGGACCGCACGGGCCUGCCCAUCAAGGACGAGCAGUACCGGCACGCCACCUUCUACGCCAUGGGCGCGGGGUACGUGAACCCGGCGCUGGCCUUCGACCCGGGCCUGGUCUACGACCUCCACGCCGACGACUACAUCCCGUACCUCUGCGGGCUGGGGCUCGGCGACGACGGCGUCACGGAGAUCGCCCACCGGCCCAUCACCUGCGGCGGCGUUAAGGCCAUCACCGAGGCAGAGCUCAACUACCCGUCCCUCGUCGUGAACCUGCUGUCCCAGCCCAUCACGGUGAACCGCACGGUGACCAACGUGGGGAAGGCGAGCUCCGUGUACACCGCCGUGGUGGACAUGCCCAAGGACGUGUCGGUGACCGUGCAGCCGCCCAUGCUCCGGUUCACGGAGCUGAAGGAGAAGCAGAGCUUCACGGUGACGGUGCGGUGGGCGGGGCAGCCCAACGUGGCCGGCGCCGAGGGCAACCUCAAGUGGGUCUCCGACGAUUACAUCGUGAGGAGCCCCCUCGUGAUUCCACCCAAGGGAGAGCAGCAGUAGGCUCUUCUUUUGUGUUGCUCGUGGUGUUCAGAACGCUAAUUUUGCAACCAUGGUACAGAAUAUAUGUUUGUAUAGCGUCUCUAGGCUACGGCAUUGCACGGCAUGUUUGUAUGUACAGGCUACGAAACUGGGGACUGGAGCUCUUCUCGCUCGACGUCUGCUAUAUCAGCUGCGAUUUUGUUGUGUAAAUAGCGGAGAUGAAUAAAGCUGUGUCCUUGGGAUAUCAUAAGGGGCAUUUUCUCA
Molecule: messenger RNA, 3513 nt
Organism: Sorghum bicolor (sorghum)
Lineage: Eukaryota; Viridiplantae; Streptophyta; Magnoliopsida; Poales; Poaceae
Product: subtilisin-like protease SBT1.7
Exons: 1
Coding region: 988-3270 (760 amino acids)
Biological process (GO): proteolysis
Molecular function (GO): serine-type endopeptidase activity
Source: RefSeq, a predicted model, not a curated record